Messenger RNA from Didymodactylos carnosus, 1017 nucleotides. NCBI's taxonomy places the organism in Eukaryota, Metazoa, Rotifera, Eurotatoria, Philodinida, Philodinidae. The record is from the annotation of a GenBank genome assembly.
AUGUCAGACACUGAAAAUUUGAUCUUAACUAUAAAUACAGUAUCAACACAAAUAAUACGAUAUUUAUGCAUGUUUAUACUUAUAUGUGGAACAAUUGGUAACGUAUCAAACCUAAUUGUAUUUCUUCAACGUCCAUUACGUUCAAAUCCAUGUUCAAUUUACUUUUUCUCCUCAUCAAUAUCAGGUUUAGUAGCACUUUACUCGGGACUUAUAACACGUAUAUUAGCCACUUAUCGAUUGGAUCCAACAAAUAAAUCCUCUCCACUGUGCAAAAUACGAAGUUUUUUUCUAUAUUCUUCAUUUACAACAUCAACAUGGUUAAUUGCACUGGCAUCAGUUGAUCGUUAUUUUAUUAGUUGCCAAAAUGUUCAACGUCGACGUUUUAGUAGUUUAAAAACUACGUAUUGUCUAGUUGGAAUUAUACCAGUUUUCUCAGUGCUAAUUUAUGCUGAAGUGUUUUAUUGUUUCGAAGCAAAUCUCCCCACUCCACGAUCACCAUUAGCAUGUUAUUCUAAAAGUUAUCAAUGUGACUUAUAUAAUAGUUUAACAUUUACUAUUAUUUUUGUACUAAUACCUUGUUUAAUAAUGUUCCUAUUUGGCUAUUUAACAAUAUUAAAUAUUAGAAAACUACAACGAACAGCUGGAACUAAUUCUGCUACUCGAAGUAAUAAUAAUAAAGGUACAAAAACCAUUAAAAGGUCUGAUAGGCAAUUAAUACAAAUGCUGUGGGUACAAGUUCUGUUAUUAACAACACUUGCACUACCAACAGCAGUUCAGCGUUUGUAUUCAGCAUUUACAACAGGUAUAGUCAGAGGUGAACUAUCAUUGACAAUUGAAAACGCCAUAUUCCAGGUGUUGCUUCUAUUUACGCAUAUCAGUAUGAGUAUGCCAUUUUAUUUGUAUUUAUUAACUGGUAUACUAUUUAGACGAACCUUUAUUGAUCUGUUUUAUAAAGUCGCACUCAUUCGUACGAUCAGGAAUGCCGUUACAGUAACAAAUAUCCAACAAAAUGGGUGA